AUGAAUCUCAUCAGAUUUUCACAUCUGAGAAGUGUCCUCUUUUUAAAGUAUUAUCUUUUCUUUAUUUCAAAUUUAGGGUUGCAGGGUCACCAUGCUUCGUCAAGGCUCGGGAACUUUGCAACUCGUUGCUUCGAACAUUGUCAAUGCCGAGCAACAGCGUGGAUUCGCCACUUUGAAGGUAGUUCUUACUUAUUUUGCACUGAAACCGAAUGUGUCUGUAGGAUAUCUCUAUCCGUCUGAAGUCGGUCAAGAAUAUCCAGAAGAUCACCAAAUCCAUGAAGAUGGUUGCCGCCGCUAAGUACGCUAAGGCUGAGCGUGACUUGAAGGUAUAAUUUAAAAAAAGAAAACUGAAAAACGCAACAGUCGAAGUACUUCAGGGAGCCAGAGCUUACGGAGUUGGAGCCAAGACCUUCUUCGACAACAUCGACCCAAUAGUCGAGGGAGCUCAAAAGGACGAGGCCAAGAAGCAAGUCUUGGUUCUCAUCACCUCGGACAGAGGACUUUGCGGAGCUGUUCACACUUCCAUUGUCAAGGAAGCCAAGAACAUCCUCAACAAUGCUGGAGACAAGGAUAUCCGUGUCGUCGCCAUUGGAGAUAAGUCCAGAUUAGGACUUCAACGUCUUUAUGGUUAUUUUCUUCCUUUUAGCAUAGAGUAACUUUGAAUUAUAGGAAAGAGCUUCUUGGUCUCUGGAAACGAAAUCGGCCGUGCCCCACCAACGUUUGCUGAUGCCUCUAUCGCUGCCAAGGCUAUCCUGGACUCCGGAUUUGAUUUUGAGACCGUAAGGCUGUUCACUUCAAGAACAGAAAAUUAUUCCUGCAUCUAGGGAACCAUCGUUUACAAUCGCUUCAAGUCGGUCGUCUCGUACGAGACCUCGAAGCUUCAGAUCCUUCCUCUUGAGGCCAUCAAAGCUAAGGAGGCUUUGAACACCUACGAUUCGGUUGACGACGAUGUUCUUCAAUCGUACUCCGAGUACUCCCUCGCCCAGCUCAUCUACUAUGCCAUGAAGGAGUCCGCCACUUCGGAGCAGAGCUCCAGAAUGACUGCUAUGGACGGAGCCUCGAAGAACGCCGGUAAAAACCUUGUUUAAUUUUGCACAAGUUCAGUUAUAUUUUGCAGGAGAGAUGAUUGACAAGCUUACCUUGGCGUUCAACAGAACUCGUCAAGCAGUGAUUACCCGCGAACUGAUCGAAAUCAUCUCCGGAGCUGCCUGCGUCUAG
Molecule: messenger RNA, 1218 nt
Organism: Caenorhabditis sp. 36 PRJEB53466
Lineage: Eukaryota; Metazoa; Nematoda; Chromadorea; Rhabditida; Rhabditidae
Source: the annotation of a GenBank genome assembly